UAACAAAACAGUGCACAACAACGUUGGAUGCUAACAGGUUUAAUUUUAAAAAUUAAAACGUGUAUGUGUUAUAAUGACUGAUUUAACUGCUGUACAUUACCCGGAAUUGGAAAGAAAGCUUGAACCGAGAGGUCGCCUGUUGAACGAUAAUAUAACUGGGGUUGAUCAUCUUGGAUACUCGAUUUAUGCAGAAGCUUUAUCCGAACUAUUACACAGGGUACAUACUCCAUUAACAGUUGGCGUGUUUGCUCCUUGGGGCAGUGGGAAAUCAUUUUUAUUGCGGGAAGUCAGAUAUUUGCUUUCAAAGUUCCAGCAACAAGAUUAUAUAGAUGAAUAUUCAAAGAACGAAGCAGUAAACAAUAGAAAGGGUCCCAUAAACAAACUUUGUAAAAAGAUCAAAAAACGUCGACGAAAAUGUUCGUGUGUCGGCUGGACGGUCGUUAUGUUGCUGAUGCUGUUUCUUCUUGUUGGGACUUUAGUUGUAGCAUUGUACCCGAAUGCACAACAAGUUGUCUACGAAAUUAUUGCCCCGACUAACAAUACGAACGCUCUGCAGCCUCAAACACGAGGACUUUCCACCGAAGCACCGACUGCAUCCACAGAAGUCGCUGCAGCUGGAGCUGUUGGAUUUUUUGCAGUCGUUGUCCUACUCUCGACCAUAGCGGUUGUUUUUCUGGUUUUUCUUUGUUGUGCCUCGACCACGGACUCCAAGUGGUGGAAGAAGACGCGCAAGCAUAUCCGGCUGGUGUCGUACUCCGCCUUCACGCAGAUUCCAACUUUAAGCGAACGAAGCAAAACAAUGGCGCAAGAGCAAUACGACAUAGUGAUCGACUUUAACGAAGACGCAGAACUAUCUUUAUUAAACACGAGUGGGCCUGUUGGAUUGGAUAACGUAACAAGGUGCAAAACGAAGUAUAUAUUUGUAAACUUCAAAGCCUGGGAGUAUGCCGGUAGCGACACCCUGUGGGCAGGUAUCGUCACCAACUUAACUAAGGCAAUUGAACUGGAGUUUGGUUGGAUGACGUCACGUCUUUUUCGAAUGCUCAACGUCGAAGAAGUUUGUGACGUAAGCAAGAGAACGUUAUCGAGCACCGUUCGAGUAUCUGUUAGUGAUCCCAACGCAAACGUAACGCAAAUUAAACGUUUGAUGACGCAAUAUGGAGUGGUGUUAUCGUGCGGUAAGGAAGGUGAAGCAUGGAAUGUUCGAUUCUCUAACGCCACUGAAGCAAAUAACGCUACGAAGUCGCUCAGAAUAUUGGGGUUUCAGGCUCGAAUGGCGAAUAACAAAAAUGAAAUUGUUGAAAAAGUGACCGAACACGACAACAACUGUAUUGAAAUGAACAACCUCGUCGAUGCAGAUGAUAUCACCACAUCACGGUUACCUGAACCAACAAAAAUUACUUUUGCCUCUCAUUUUCUCAAACAUCCGAAGAGAGUUUGUUGUGGAUGUCCCUUCCUGUGUUUCUGCGUCCUAUUCUUCAUCGCAAUCAUUGUUUUCCCGAUCGGUGUUUGCAUCUUGGUGACUCAACUGCAGCUUGACGUGAUGAGAACAUCAAGAGCCAUCCCAGCAGAAGUUCAAAUACUUGCAUGGAUGCCAGCAGCUAUGGCUUGUUUAGUCGUCUUCGGUCGAUUCUGUUACGCCAUGUUUCAAUCGCAAACGAGAAGGGUUAACCAGGCUCUCGUUGGCGCUAAAGGUAACAUGGCGACUGAACUUGGAUUUAUGAACAAAGUCAAAGACGAGGUUAAAAUAAUUGAAAAGUUGGUCCGUUGUUUGCGCUUCACCCACAAGAAAAACUAUAAGAUAAUUAUUUCAAUUGAUGAUCUGGACAGAUGUCCCCACGAGAAGGUAAAAUCUGUCCUUGAGGCAGUGAGCAUUUUACUGAGUGACCGAUCGUCGCCGUUUAUUUGUUUGAUCGCACUAGAUUCCAGGGUCGCCGUCAAAUGUAUAGAAGAAGAUAUGGGAAGUGCUUUGCUCAAAGCAAACGUAAACGGUCACGAAUACUUGAAGAAAAUUAUCAACUUGCCUUUCUGUUUACCUGAGCUUGGAUCACGUGACAAACGUCGAUAUUUCGCUGGUAUGAUGGAUCAGGCUGACCGAACAAAACUGAAGCAAAAGACUCCUGAAUUAAUGCGGAAUGGAGCUCAUAGAUCGACGUCACAGAGUGGUGGUGACGUCAUCAAACACCUCGGUGAUGACGAAGAUGCUUUGCAAGAUAUUUCAACACAGACUGGAGAUGGAUUUAUUUUGUCCAAAGAUACUAAUGAUCGGGACGUACCUAAUACCCUCCUUACCACCAACCAUCACCCACCAUCACCCCCAUCUUUGCAAUAUCAUGACGUAGUAGAUGGAACUGAGAAGCAAGUUCUCGAUGACGUAGGAGAGAAGGAAUUUCUUUUCUUAUGCAGAAAAUUCUUGCAUGAUGACGAAACCCUUAAAUACCACUUGUCGGGGAACCCCCGAAACAUGAAACGUAUUUUUAAUGUUGUUUCCAUGACGACACAACUCAUGCGGUCAUUGGACGCUCACAAACAGCGCAGUGCUGAAAUGAACGAACUCCGCCAACCAACCAACACCCCACCUUCCCUAGCAGCAUCGUACAACGUCAUGUGUCGACCAACAAUUGGUCGAAAUGCUGCUGAUGCCAAAGAUAUCGUCGGCUGGGUUGUGCUUACCGACCAAUGGCCCUACCGUGUGAGUUACCUGCUUCAAGUUAUUGAGGAUGCGGAUCAAAGAUCAAAUGCGGGGAGAAGAAGCGAGUCUAUAGAUGAUGACGUUACGCUUAUAUGUAUUUACCAAAACACGGUGAUUCCCGAACUCAAUUCAAACCUUAACGUGAACGAGGCAACAUUAUUAUCGCUAGAUGGCGACCCAGAUCUCUUUUUAGGAUUUCUGCAGAAUUACAGCAUUACUAAACGUAGAGCAAUUGAACUAAAAAGUGUCACUGUCAACUUGGACCAUUCUCUGCGUCAAAACAUCGCUCUUUAUCGCUCCCUUGUGGAUUUACAAAAGAACCAACAGCAGAAGUCGAAGGAGUUUGAUUAUUGUAAAUAAUUACAUCGAAUGCUUGUGAUUUUCUACAUACUGAUUAGUUACUUUAUUUUUAAAAAUAAUGCCAUCCCAUUUUUAAGCAUGUUGUAUUUUGUUCAUGAACCGGUUCUAUGUUGUCGUAUAACCAUACAUUGUAAACUGUUGCAUGUAGUUUAAAAAAAUUAUUUUUGUUUGGUCUUUAUUGCUGUUUUUUCACCGACCAACAGUGUGCUUCUCACCGCUUCGUGCCAACGACCAUCUUAAUUAUUUCAUAUUUAUCGUGCUUGUGCUAUCCACAAUGUCACAGUUAUAAUCUGUGCGAUAUACGUCCACAAUGUCACAGUUAUAAUCUGUGCGAUAUAAGUUCAAACUGUAACUAACACUCUAUCGACUUUAUUGAACAUGAUGACUGUUUUUCAUAUUCAUAGAAAAGAAAAAGUAGCGAUAUAGGCAUUUGUGAUGUCACGAAUAUUGUUGAACACGGACUACGUCACGCUGUGGCGCAUUGUCCUUAAUAA
Messenger RNA from Ciona intestinalis (vase tunicate), 3546 nucleotides. The record is from RefSeq and is a predicted model, not a curated record. Lineage: Eukaryota; Metazoa; Chordata; Ascidiacea; Phlebobranchia; Cionidae.